This is a messenger RNA of Biomphalaria glabrata, 6499 nucleotides long. Its product is annotated as glutamic acid-rich protein-like. The transcript has 7 exons. The record is from RefSeq and is a predicted model, not a curated record. Bases 315 to 3875 code for a protein of 1186 amino acids. NCBI's taxonomy places the organism in Eukaryota, Metazoa, Mollusca, Gastropoda, Planorbidae.
UUAGCCUUAGCCUUAGAUCUAGUAAUUUAUAGAUCUACUCUUUGUCUAUACUGAGUAUACUAUUACUACGCUAAUACGAGUCACUAUUGUGACUGUCGUAUUGAGGUCUAUAGAUCUAGAUCUACAUCUAUAUUGACUAUGAAUGAUUGAUUAAUAUUUGAUAAUUUGAUUGUAAUGAUAGUGACAUUAGUGAUAUUGCCACUCACUAUGACUAGUAGAUCUAAUAGUAGUAUGACUACUAUUUACUAUGACUAUGAGUGAUUGUAAUGUUUAAAUUGUUUACUUAAGCCUUAAGCCCGGGCCUUAACUUAAGGAUGUACUUCGGAUUCCUAAAUUGCUUGUUGUUUAGUGUUUGUUUAAUGGCAUGCAUGGAUUUGAUGAAAGCUUAUCCUGAUACACAAAACGGAGUGGAAGUGACUCCAUCACUUGACCUAGACAACUUAGAUCUAGAUCUAGAUCAAGAGGAUAACUUAGAUCUAAAUCUAGAGGCAGAGGAUUCUAAAACUACAAAAGCUUUACCUUUGACUACUGGUAAUCCUCCUAAAGAUUUAAGUCUAAAACUAUAUAAUUUAGAUCUGGAUCAGCCUUCUAUAGAUGAUUUAGGCUUUGAUCUGUUUGAAAAAGCUGACAAGUCCAGUUCUAUUAAUGAAAAUAGGCCUGAGGCUAAAGUUGAGCCAGACAGUAAUAGCCCCAUAAAACUUAAUAAUAUAACAAGUAAACCAGAACAGGAUAAUAUUAAUAAUGAUGACAUAAAAGUGGAAUAUAAUGAGACAGAGUCAAUAGAUCUGUUAGACGAUUUAAAUUUAUCUAAGAAUGUGCCAGAAUCAGAUCUCUUUCUUGAAGAAGAUGAUGACAAUGUAGAAUUAGCAGAAGAUGACAAAGUUAUUACCACUGAAAAACCAAGUGUUGAUAGAGAAAAUAACUCUAACUACAAAACUGAAGCAGGAAAGACAGAGGAUUUGAUUAAAGCUAAAGACGAAAUUGGUCUGUCAAAUCUGAUUGCACCGGAAGAUGAAGAUAAACAUUACCAAUAUAAAGACAGACAGGGUGCUAAGGGGGUAAGAACAUCAGACAAAUUUAGGGAAGAUGAUCACUUACAGAAUUUAUCUCCGAGCAAACAGAUUCAGAGAAGUAGUAAUAGAAAGACUCUUUUAAAAUCCCAGGAUGACAUCAUUCGAGAAGGUAGUCAAGAGCAUGAGGAUUCAAAAACACUUAGCAUAAAAAAUGGAAAUGUAUUGUUGAAAAGUAAAACUGCAAAUCUAGAAGAAGAAAGCAAACUUGUUCCUGAUAAACCUGAUGCAACUGAUUCCAAUAUUGAAAGUAGUAAAGACAAAUCACCACUCCCUAACAAUCCAGAUCAUGAUACCAUAUCUCUGUCUAAAGAAGGUACUCCUGUUAAGGAACAAGGUAGAAAAGCUAAGGAUGGAUUGUUACAAAAAUUAUCUUCUCUUAAUGAGAAGAACUUUUUAAAUCAAGAAAAUGAAAACUUAAAAAAUCAAUCACAAGCUGAUAAAGAAACAGUUGACCAAUUAGAAACCAAACACAUUUCUGUCAAAGCAAAGGGUAGAAAAGAAGCAGACUUUGGGUUAGCACUUCAAGACAAUGUACAAGACAGCCAAGGCACUGACAGAAUAGAUACAAAUUUACCAUCUCUUGCGAAAGAAGAAGAUAAAAAUUCUGACUCAUUAAAAACUCUUAUAGUACCUCCUUAUCGUAGUAAUGAUAGACGUCUUAAUGAAAGAAAGUCAAAAUUGCCUUCUUUUUCUCAGAAGUCAAAGAGUAAAGACAAUUAUACAUUUCAACCAAACUUGCCUUUUGUAGUUGAUCAACAAGAUUAUACAUUCACUGACACAAAAUUACUACAAUAUAAUAGAAAAAAAUCUGAAAAUGAAUACAUUAAUAAAAAAGUAACAUUAGCUGAUGAUUAUAAAGAAGAGAGCAAAGGCAGAGUAACUACUCACUUUACCUCUAAUUCUAAGGAGCUAUUGGCUGACAAAUUUAAAUCCAAACAAGAUUUUCAUAUCAGUCAUAAAAAUAGUAAUGAGAGAACAAAUUUUGGACUGCCAAAAAUAAAUCAGAAUGUCAAAAACAGUACCAUCAAAUCACCUUUACCUGAUGAUGAUAAACUAGAGAGUUUGGAAACAGAGACAGAAUUAUCCCUAUCUAAAGAAAAUGAGCUACAAAGUAAAGACAGGGACAAUCAAAUAUUAUCAGAAACUUUUGAUAAUGAACUAGAGAGUAAAGAAAUGAGCACCAAAUCAAAAUUAAAUGAGCUAGAGGGUAAACUAAUUGAAACUGAAUCACCACAACUUAUGGAUACUGAUAAAGAAAGGAAGAAAGUCAACACACAAUCAGCACAAACUAAUGAGGAUGAACAAGGGAAUGACACUGAAUGGCCACAACCUAAUAAUGAUAAGUUGAAGAUUAAGCAAAUUGACAAUGAAGCACCACAACCUAAUGAUGAUGAAUUAGAGAGUAAACCAAUUGAUACUAAAUUGCCACAACUUAAUGAUGAUAAGUUCAAGAGUAAACAAAUUGACAAUGAAGCACCACAACCUAAUGAUGAUGAAUUAGAGAGUAAACCAAUUGAUACUGAAUUGCCACAAUUUAAAGAUGAUGAGUUGGAGAGUAAACAAACUGACACUGAAACACCACAACCUAAUGAUGAUGAAUUAGAGAGUAAACCAAUUGAUACUGAAUUGCCACAAUUUAAAGAUGAUGAGUUGGAGAGUAAACAAAUUGACACUGAAUCUUCACAACCUAAUGAUGUUGAAUUAGAGUCUAAACAAAUUGACACUGAAACACCACAACCUAAUGAUGAUAAAUUAGAGAGUAAACCAAUUGAUACUAAAUUGCCACAAUCUAAUGAUGAUGAGUUGGAGAGUAAACAAAUUGACACUGAAUCUUCACAACCUAAUGAUGAUAAAUUAGAGAGUAAACCAAUUGAUACUGAAUUGCUACAAUCUAAAGAUGAUGAAUUAGAGAGUAAACAAAUUGACACUGAAGCACCACAUCAUAAUAAUGAUGUCUUGGAGAGUAAACAUAUUGACACUGAAGCACCACAACCUGAUGAUGUUGAAUUAGAGAGUAAACAAAUUGACACUAAAUUGCCACUGUCUUAUGAUGAUGACUUGGAGAGUAAACAAAUUGACACUAAAUUGCCAAAACCUAGUGAUGAUGAGUUUGAGAGUAAAGACACUGAUAACAAAAUUGUGAAAUUACAAUUACCUGGUAAAGAAUCUAACAGAUUAGAUGAAAAGAAGGAUUCUUUUGAUAGUGAAAAUGAAGAAUCUCCUGGAGAAGACAUUAUAAAUCGUCAACUUUCAUCUUAUAAGAAUAACUUAAAUGUAUCUAGAUCUCAGGAAAACAAGAAUAGCUACAAAGGUGACAUUGGUAAUAAACCACUUGAAGAUGAAAAUGAAACAGAAAGAGAAGGGGAUGAUGAAAACUACACAGAUAAUAAUGAUGACAAUGAGGAGUCAAAAUCAGAUUAUGUAAACAGGGAAGGCGAGGAAGUUGAUGAGACACCAGAAGAAGACGAUCAUGAUAUUGAACCAGAUGAGCAUUAUGAUACAAAUAAGUGGUUCAAACCUGGCAAUAAAGAGAAAGUUGCAGCUGAUAUUGACAACACAGAGAAUGUUGUUGAUGAUUUUGAUGAGGAUGAGAUUCGUAAGCAAGCAAACUUCAGCAAACACCCCACUGCUCCAUCCAGCAUGGUGUUAUUAUACACAUGGAUGAUAGUGGCCAUUCUCAUUGUUGUGGUGGGCAUAUCUACAUAUCAGUCAAGGUGUAAAGGGCUGAAGUUUCCUUUCUUGUCCAAGAAAUCCUCACAUGGAGAGGAUAAAAAACGUUUGUUGGAUCACGAAUUUGUUUAAACAUUCUGUCAUGUAUUAUUUGGUCUCUACGGAAAGUAUUAAAGGACAUUAUCUUUCAGAGAAUCAUUUUAGAAACAUUGGUAUGAUGUAUUUUGUUUACAUUUCCAGAUUUUUUUUCUUUUUUUUUUGUGCUUUACUCAUAAUAACACUAAUAGCUUAUUGUUCAUUUUUGUCAUUCUCAUAAAGGACUUAUUUGAUUUGUAAAAAGGUGAGGGAUUCCAAGACUUGAUUUCAACUACUCAUUUAGUGUGUGCACUAUAGCUUCAUUGUAAUCUUGUUUAUACUGGAUCAUAUUUUUUUUUGGCAUUUAAAAUUUAAAUCCAAUAUUCCCUUUUUUUUAUGCAAGGUUAAAACAUUCUUCUUCAAAAAUAGUUGGAUUGAUGGACCCUUAUUUAUUGACUUAAAAAAAACAAAACAACAACAAUGUAUAAUCAUUAAAAUAAUCAUAAACUUUUGUUCUGAAUCAAUUGGUGAUCAAGUAGAUUCCAAAUUUAAUAUUAGUCUGCAUGUUCUAUCAAGCUUUUUUUUUCUUCUGUGGUUAAAGUUUUAAAAAAAUUAUAUUUUAUUAAAAUUGAUAAAUUAUUUCUAAUUGAUGAGAGAGACUCCCGGUGGAUAUAGAAUCUAUGUUUGUGUGGUGUGUCAGCUUUAAGAUACUAUAGAGUAUUUAGUAAUAAAAAAUGUAAAACAAACAAUCCAUUUCGAAAAUGAUAAUUUAGAAUUCAGACUUGUAUUUUAUUCAGCUAACAAAACAUUUUUUUUUUAACUUUCUUCAAAUUGAAUUGAAAAUCAUUGCUACAUUUCUGCCCACUUCUCUUGUGUUGCUACAUUUCAGGUCCAUCAUCCAUAUUUGUGCUCUUACUUUACUUAAUAAUAAGGUUCAUAUUUUUCUCUUGUCCAAUUAUCCUUCUAACUGAAAUAUUUUGACACUUAAUUUUAUUUACCAUAUGUUUUGGUCUUCACUAAUAAGAACAAGUUGAACAAAUUGUCUCUUUGUUUAAAUAAUCACUGGACACAUUUUUUUUUUUUUUGCUGAUAAAGUUUACAAAUAACUGAUGGAAUAUGUUAAUGUUCACCAAUAACUGUUUGUUAAAGUUCACCAAUAACUAAUGGAAGUUUGUUAGUUGAUAUCUGAAUGACUGAUGAAUGAAUACAUGAAGUAAUCAGCUAACAAGAUUAAGAAGUCCAACAUAAUGCACUGCUUGUACAAGUGUGCAUUUAAUAUUAUUUAUUUUAAUGUGUAAUGUUCCUCUUACGCUCCCUUACUAUGUCCAUUGUUUUCAUCAGCCUGUUCAUGCAGCUUUGGUAUAUUCUUAUGACCGAUACUCAAAUGUUCUCAAGUAUUAGUACUUAAACCAAGAUUUUGAUUUUCAGUAAAACAUAUAAAUAUUAUCUUAGAAAGAAUGUGAACAUUGAAAUAAGCAGUCACUUAAAUCUCAUGAUACAUUUCUAAUUUCAAUUAGAUAAUUAAUUUAACAUUGUACUGUAAUUCAUGAUACAUAAAUCACAGAAAUAGUGUUCCAGAAUAAUUUAUGAACAAAAAACAACGUAUACUAUUUUGUUUUGAUUAUUGAUGACAAACUUAAUGAACAAAAAAAUUGGCUGAUUUUUAUUCAGUGAAGCAUAAUUCCAGCAGUGUAAUAUUUCAUCAUAUACGAUUUAGAACUAGUUGAAUGCAAUUAUUUUUGUAAAUUUAGUCAAUAUCAACAUCCAUUUUAAAGUUAUGGAAUAUUCUCAUGACUUGGAUUUGAUAUAGAGUUCACAUUCCUGUUUAUUUUGCAACACUUUGCAACUAGAAACUUUUGAAAUGGUAUUGAAACAGUGUUUUGGAGUCAAGAUAUUUCUUACAUUUCAUUGGUUUUAAAUUUUGUUUUUACUAUCUUGAAUGUGAGAAGGUUUUUAGAAAUUUCUGUUACUUUGUAUGAAAUCUUUGUUCUAUUACUUCCCCUCUGAUUGUGUGAAUGUUUAUUACAAACUUCUAAUAUCUCUUUGUUUUUAUGUACAGAAAUAUAUAAAUACUUGCCAAAAAUAAAAUACUAUCCUUGCAAGUAUUUCUUUGAAUUUUGAUGCUAUGAAAAAACUGCCUAACAAAAAUAUUUCUCUGAACAAAUAUUAUUUGAAUACUUUGACAUACAUUUUUGUUUAAACAAUAGCGCAUCUAUAGAAAUCAAAUAUAAAAGUGCCUUGAAAUUAUUUUUAUGAAGAGAUCAAAGACAUGGUUUUGCUGUAAUGCUUUUUAUUGUUUAUAAAUUGUAUUGAUGUGUAUAAUACCCUGAUAGUUCCUGUUAAAUAUUACACAUAAUUUCAGCUGUAAAUAGCCAAGGGGGAUAUCUUAAUGAUAUUAAUGUUUGGUUUUGUGUGACUCAUUUGUGUUGACCAUAAUUAUUUUGUAUUCUGAUUAGAAAGCAAUUUUUUUCAGAUGUAUUGAUUUUUUUUUUUUUUUAGAUGUUACAAAGAUAUGAAUAUGAAAGCUACAGAUAUUGUUUUUAUUUCUAUGAAUCUCUUGACAUUGUAAACAUUUAAGUAUAUAUAGUAUUUAGUGGGCACUUUUUUUUUAUAUUGAGGGAGAAAAUUCAUUAAUAGGAUUUUUUGUAUAAAAACUAAUAAAUAUUUUUUUAUUAUAUACA